This is a messenger RNA of Racocetra fulgida, 1559 nucleotides long. The record is from the annotation of a GenBank genome assembly. Lineage: Eukaryota; Fungi; Glomeromycota; Glomeromycetes; Diversisporales; Gigasporaceae.
UGCCCCUACAAGCGGUCUUGGAGCCUGCCACCAGUAAUGUUCUACGACAGCCAUAUAGCAAGACCAAAGUUAUUGCCUCUGCUGCAGUUAUAACUCUAGCUGCUUAUAUUUCAAAUUAUAUUUAUAAAAGACGAUUCGAAAAUUCGGGGCCUCCAAUUAUAUCUCCAAUAUCAGGUUCAGGUGAUAAUAGAAAUGACGCCUUUGAUGGCCCAGCGUCUGGAAGUAACAAAUAUACCAUAACGGUACCUUAUAAAAAUCGAACUGCAAAAGUCACUAUUCGUCCAACUCCCAACGAAACUUUUAAAAAACACAAGAAAUUCUUCCCCCCCGCCACGAGUGCUCGUUUUUGUGAUGGUCUUGCUUCUUUGUAUUCUAAUUUGGGUAAACCAUUAUUAGAUACAAUUAUAUUUAAUUACCAAUUGACAAAAAGCAUUGGUGUUGUCGGAAUGAUGGGACUAUUCGGAAAUUACCUGCUUACUGCUUGGAUAUUAAGGAAGGCUACCCCUGCUUUCGGUAAAUUAGCUGCUCACGAAGCAAAAUUGGAAGGCGAUUUUCGUGCUGCCCAUACUCGUCUUAUUACUAAUGCUGAAGAAAUUGCUUUCUAUAAUGGAGCUGAUUUGGAACUUUCUAUUCUGAAUCGUACUUAUACGAAACUUAUUAAACACAUAAAUUCCAUUUUUAAAAUUCGUAUUGCAUAUAAUAUGUUUGAAGACUUUCUAAUAAAAUAUUGUUGGAGUGCGAUUGGACUUUUAAUGUGUUCUGUGCCUGUUUUCUUUCCUAGUUGGGGUGGCCGAGGUGGCAGGCAAGAAUUAGGUGGUAAUACCGUCUAUGGAAAAGAAAGAGACCGUCGUAUGAUGUAUUCUUACAAAGAACUUGCUGAACUCGCUGGCUAUACUUCUAGAGUUUAUAAUUUACUUUCCGUCUUACACUCCUUAUAUGCUUGUGAAUAUGUUGCAACACCUCGUCCGUUGAAUUUUCCUGAUGAUCAAGAAUUUUACUCGCUUGAUAAUAUACGUGGUGAAGUAAAUUAUGGUUAUAAUGGCUUAAAAUUUGAAAGUGUUCCGAUUGUUGCACCUAACGCAGGAAAUGAGCGAGGAGGUGAAGAAUUGAUAAAGUCAUUAAAUAUUUCAAUACAUCCUGGUGAACAUUUGUUGAUUACUGGUCCAAACGGUCGACUAUCUAGACCUGAAGAAAAAGACAUUUUUUAUAUUCCCCAACGUCCAUAUCUUAGCAUAGGCACUCUUCGUGAUCAAAUCAUUUACCCACAUUCUUUAACGGAUAUGAAGCGUUCAGGUCGCACUGACAAUGAACUACUCGAUAUUUUACGUAAAGUUCAUUUGGCUAACAUACCUGAUCGCGAAGGUGGAUGGGAAACUCAAAAAGAGUGGAAAGAUGUUUUCUCUGAUGAAGGUACCUGUGAAUUUUCGACAAUUGGUACCGAACAAGAACGUAUGUCUUUGGAUAAGGAGGUGGCUGCUUUAGUAGCUAAAUUGAAAGAUGUCGAUUCUUGGAAGGCCAGAAUUGCGGAAAUCAAUAAGGAAUUACAAUUGAAUAUAUGA